This is a messenger RNA of Pomacea canaliculata, 1649 nucleotides long. Its product is annotated as TATA box-binding protein-like protein 1. The coding region runs from base 254 to 1234 and encodes 326 amino acids. The record is from RefSeq and is a predicted model, not a curated record. The transcript has 5 exons. Lineage: Eukaryota; Metazoa; Mollusca; Gastropoda; Architaenioglossa; Ampullariidae. Gene Ontology annotation, biological process: DNA-templated transcription initiation. Gene Ontology annotation, molecular function: DNA binding; general transcription initiation factor activity.
CUCAAGAAAGGGAACCGCUCGUGUGAAAUUCGUGAAUCGGACUAUCAUCUUGCCAAUGUAUUUGGACGAUAUCCCAGUUCAUUCAGGAGCUUGUAGGAUGAAUCAACAUAAAACGAGCUGAAUGAGUUUAAUGUUUUUAAGUUUAGAAGUUGCUCUCUCAUGCGAUUGUGGUCACUAGAAAAAAAACAAACAAAAAGAAGACCCGAAGCGUGAACCUAUUCGAUGUGUCGAAGUUAAAAGAUAAUUUGUCUGAAUGGCAGCAACAGUUACACUAAACUCAGUGAGUAACAUCAAGCAGCAAACGAUGGCACCAACAAGCGAAACAAAUGGCUCAGGCAAUAGACAAGACGGUUCUACAGAACGCUGCGUUUUGGAUUCGGAAGAGAAAAGAGACGUAAUACGAGAUAUCCUAACUGAAGGCAGUCAACACACUUUGUCAAAUAACCACGAUGCCAUCUUAAACGGAGGAAACGAACAAGCAAAUACUAUGAACAACGAAACCAACGAUCAAGAUGAAAGUCCUGUCAUAGAUAUACACAUAAAUAAUGUUGUUUGCACUUUCAAUUUGCGGUGCCAUAUCAAUCUUAAGAGGGUAGCCAUGGAAGGGUCAAAUGUAGAAUACCGACGCGAACAUGGCAUUUUAAACAUGAAACUGCGACGACCACGAGUCACAGCCAAUAUUACAUCCUCCGGCAAGGUAACCUGCACUGGCAGCACCAGUGAGGCAGAGGCAAAGGUUGCUGCAAGGCGGGUUGCUAGACUGCUACAAAAGCUGGGUUUCAAUGUUCGUUUCAGCAAUUACCGUGUUGUCAAUGUACUAGGCACCUGCAUUCUCCCUUUUGGAAUUAAAUUACACAACUUCUCCAACCAGCAUCCAGGAGAAGCAAGCUAUGAGCCAGAACUUCACCCAGGGGCAACAUACAGAAUUAAGCCGCUGAAAGCAACAUUGAAAAUAUUCUCCACAGGAAGCAUUACAAUCACAGCUCCUUGUGUUGCCAACAUAGGCUUAGCCAUUGAGCAUAUCUACCCCCUUGUGUCUGAAUUUCAAAUGGAAGCCAGGGUUGAAUCCAGCAAGCAAAGACUCAAACAAAAAAGAGCACAGCACUCAGACUUUGCAAGAAAUGGGUUUCAUGAAGAAAAUGAUGAUGAGGAAGAGGAGUUAGAAUUUGACGAAGAAGAUGAGUAUGACAGCGAAUUUGAAGAGAGCUUUGAUAGUGAUGUCAGUCAUGAUUAAGCGUUCUGUGAGUUGUGCCAGAUGGAAGUUUUUAUGCUGUCAAAUCUUUCUUACUGAAGUUGACUUUAUGUGUCGAUUAUUCUUCAUUCAUCAUGUUUAGUUUCUGCUGUUGGUCUGUUAUCCUUUGAGUUAUUCAAGUAAAAAGGAAAGCUAACAUACUUCUGCUGCUUUCUGUUAUUAAAUUUGUGCAUCACAGUACCUUUCAGCAUGUGUGAACUUUUCAAAACUGCUAUUGGAAUUUCCUCCUUACAUAUUCUCUGUGUUAUUCUAAGAUAUUGUGUUCUGAGAUUUUGAUGUUUAUGAAAAAUGUGUGGCACUUCUUGUACAUUUGUAUGAUCUGGGGUAAGGGUGGGGAAAUUGUUACAAUGUAAUUUGUAGUAGAACUGAUGUGAUGAAUAAACAUUUUUGAGACCUA